UGUACUUUGGAAGGUCGUCGAGGUAAAUUUCUUGUUCUGCGAAGCCUGGGUUUCUGUCUGCAUAGGAUUUUUGCAGUUUGUACAAAAUGGACGGUUUUCUGGGAUACGUUUUGCCUGCAGUCAUGAUCACCGCUGUUUUACUUUUAUUAUGGAAGAGCCGCGGUAAAGAGCGUCCACUGGCUUUAGAGAGGCUUCCUCCAGGACCCUCUCCAACUCCACUGCUUGGAAACUUUCUUCAGCUGCGUGUAAAGGAGCCAUAUAAACAUUACCUUGAGAGUCGAGGGAAAGAGCGUCGACUGCCUUUAGAGAGGCUUCCUCCAGGACCAUCUCCAGCUCCAGUGCUCGGAAACUUUCUUCAGCUGCGUGUAAAGGAGCCAUAUAAACAUUACCUUGAGCUGAGUAAAAAGUAUGGCCCUGUUUUCACUGUUUGGUUUGCCAACACUCCUGUUGUGGUGAUCUCUGGAUAUCAAGCCUUGAAGGAUUCUAUGAUUGUCCUGGGUGAAGAGUUCAGUGGCAGAUCAACCUAUCCCCUAUUAAUGAAGGUCACCAAUGGAUAUGGUCUUUUGGUCAGCAGCGGGGACAGGUGGAAGCAACUGCGCAGGUUCAGUCUCACAACAUUGAAAAACUUUGGAAUGGGCCGCCGAAGCAUCGAGGACAAGGUGAAGGAAGAGGCCAGCUGUCUGGUGCAAACUUUCAGCACAUUUGGAGACUCUGCUUUCAAUCCCGGAGGCCUGAUAUCUGAAGCAGUGUGCAACGUGAUCUGCUCGGUUAUGCUUGGCCAAAGAUUUAAAUCUGGUGACCCACAGUUACAGCUUUUGAUAAGAGCUAUUACUACCUACUUCAAUGUUCUAAAUAGCCCUCUUGGACAGGCCUAUAACAUUUUUCCCAGAACAGUUGGCCUCUUCCCUGGACGGCUCCAUGACAUGUUUGCGAUUAUGGAGGAAGCCAAAGUUUCUCUUAAACUUGAGGUAGAGGCACGGAUGAAGACGCUGGAUCCUUCUUUACCACCACAGGACUUCAUUGAGGCCUUUCUUAUACGAAUGGAGGAGGAGAAGCACAAUCCUAAUACAGAAUUUCACCUCAGCAAUCUUUUGAGCACUUUGAUAAACCUACUUAGUGCUGGCACUGAGACCAGCUCCUCCACCCUCAGACACAGCCUGCUGCUCAUGAUGAAGUAUCCAGACAUCCAAGCACGAGUCCAGAAGGAGAUCGAUGAGGUGGUGGGGUCAGACCGGUGCCCCUCCAUUGAUGAUAGAAAGAACAUGCCAUACACAGACGCAGUCAUCCAUGAGAUUCAGCGCACUAUGGACCUCUCCCCAACUGCUGUUCCACAUAAAACGCUCUGUGACACUGAAUUUAAAAGCUUUUUAAUUCCCAAGGGAACCAUGGUUCUUCCUUUGCUAUCUUCUGUGCUUUUCGACCCUGAACUAUGGAAGAACCCAGAUCAUUUUGACCCAGAGAACUUUCUGGAUGAAGAGGGACGAUUCAAGAAGAGUGAUGCAUUUGUUGUGUUUGGAAUGGGAAAGCGGGCCUGUGUGGGUGAGGCUCUGGCCCGAGUGGAGCUCUUCAUCUUCCUCACUUCCCUCCUCCAGCGCUUCACCUUCAGAGCCACUCAGCCGCCAGAGGAGAUUGACAUCACUCCUGCCAUUUGCAGCUUUGGUCGCCUGCCCCGCUCCUAUGAGUGCUAUGCUCUAAGGAGGGCAUAGAGAGCAAUAACCAUCACCUUGAUACAUUUCCAGCAAUCUAUUCUGAAAGAUUUGAAUAAGAUUUAAUAAUGAGAACAACUAAGAACAACUGCUUAUAGGAAAUUAUAUUGAGAAAAAACAAGACCUAGUUAUGUGAUCCACAAGGUUCCCAAUAUUGGUUGUCAAUAUUUUAGAUUUUAUAUUUUAUAGAUCUUGUUGGAAUAAGAUAAUAUAUGAAAUUUAAAGAAUAUAAAAUUGCAAAUUGAGCUGCCACUUCUCACUGAACAAGCAUUUGUCAUUUCCCUCAUUGCAAAUAAGCCCAGAAAUGUGCAGGACAGAACUAUAAAGAUAGACUGAUUGCAUUCUAAGAUUUAAUCCAGGUUCCAAGAAAUAGAUCAUAUGAGAAAUAUAUGUCAGUAUAAUACACAAAUGUGUGAAUAUAUGUAAUCAGCUCUUGAUUAUAGUAUUUCCUGGUAUAAUGGAUGUUAAUAUAUCUAUGUGCUGAACUGCACUGUUGUGGAAACAUUUUUAUCUGACAGUUGACACAAUUAGAAAAGAGUUUUUUUCAAACCUGAAAGCAUGAGGCUUACAGGUUGAGCUGAGUCACUGAAGUUUCUUACUUUUGAUCCCUUUUCCAUAUUAAUAAUAAAAAUAAUAAUCCAUAUUUCUGCCUGUUUAUAGCAUGUCAUUGUUAAUGUGCUGCACUGUAGGUCACUAAUAAAUGUGUGUGUGAAAUAAGCAUUGAGAGCAUCAAGAUCACAUCUUUUAUUAUCAUCCAUCUUUGAUGUACUAAACAUUAUAUUACAUUUUGAGAUACAAAUUCAUACUGAGCCAUCAAACACUAUACAGUUUGGCAACAUUACUGUCAGACACAAAACCAGAAGGAUGAUACAAGACUUAGUGGAGGAAAACUAAUACCUUUCUUUGUGUCCGUUCCUGCCCGCUUCCACCAGAUGGCGCCUGUUCCCUGGAUAUGGAAUGACCUUGGCGAGGGGUGUAGAAGAUAAACUAGCUGGGUGGUGGGUCAGGGAAAGUUACUCAAUCGUAGAUCAAUAGACUCGGUCGCAGUGUUUUACUUCUGUAAUAUUACAUACCUUCCAGAAGAAAAUUAAUUUAUGUUGUGUUACAGAGCAAGAUCGAAGCUGGGCUGGGGUGAAGGAGAGAGGUUUGGUGGCUUUUAGCUGAGUCAUAUUUUCAAUAAGAGUCACUCACAGACUUGCUUAAGAGAAUUGGUCCACACGGAGUGUUGAUAUUACCGGUGCUGUCCAAAAUGAGCACUGAAGACUUGAUGAAGUUCAAGAUCAACGGCCGCUGCAUUGUUCUUCCAUUCCAUUCCAUCAUUCAGAUAAAGGUUAAUCCAAAUCCUCAUCACAGAGGUAUCUGUAAACUCCACUGA
Messenger RNA from Colossoma macropomum (tambaqui), 3081 nucleotides. Its product is annotated as cytochrome P450 2M1-like. Gene Ontology annotation, biological process: xenobiotic metabolic process. Lineage: Eukaryota; Metazoa; Chordata; Actinopteri; Characiformes; Serrasalmidae. The record is from RefSeq and is a predicted model, not a curated record. Gene Ontology annotation, cellular component: cytoplasm; intracellular membrane-bounded organelle. The transcript is spliced from 12 exons. The coding region runs from base 87 to 1706 and encodes 539 amino acids. Gene Ontology annotation, molecular function: iron ion binding; heme binding; oxidoreductase activity, acting on paired donors, with incorporation or reduction of molecular oxygen, reduced flavin or flavoprotein as one donor, and incorporation of one atom of oxygen.